Malus domestica (apple) is the source of this 1835-nucleotide messenger RNA. Its product is annotated as glycylpeptide N-tetradecanoyltransferase 1. Gene Ontology annotation, biological process: N-terminal peptidyl-glycine N-myristoylation. NCBI's taxonomy places the organism in Eukaryota, Viridiplantae, Streptophyta, Magnoliopsida, Rosales, Rosaceae. Gene Ontology annotation, molecular function: glycylpeptide N-tetradecanoyltransferase activity. Gene Ontology annotation, cellular component: cytoplasm. The record is from RefSeq and is a predicted model, not a curated record.
AAAAAUGGAUAGCAAAAAUAAAGUUUAGUCGAUGAAAAUCAUAAAAUGGUAAAGUCCCUCGUUGGCGAAUAUGCUGCAGAAAUCCAUACAGCAGCGCAACUCCUUGUAUUCUCCCCAACCCCAGCGGCAACUUCAAAGCCGCUUGCUUCCACCAUAAACCCUACGCGAUUCUCGUUCCUUUUCGACGAACCCGAAUCGAAAUCAGGAUCUGUUAAGCCCUAAUCGCGGCAAUCUCACGGCAUCGCGAGCUCCGUCCGCUGAAACUAUAGCAAAGAUUUUCGGUUAGGAAUCGAUUCGAUUAAGUAGUUGCAAUGAGUGAUAACAAUUCGCCACCUGGGUCUCCUAAGGAGGCAGAUCAUGAUUCUGAUGCAAACCAACUUGUUAAGGAUGAUAGCUCAUUGGAAACCUUAGUCCGAAAGUUCCAAGAUUCGAUGUCGGUUGGGAAAAAGCACACAUUUUGGGAGACUCAACCGGUUGGGCAGUUUAAGGAUCUUGGGGAUGUGAGUUUGCCUGAGGGACCGAUUGAGCCCCCUACCCCGUUGUCUGAGGUCAAGCAAGAGCCGUACAAUCUGCCAACUCAGUAUGAAUGGACCACGUGUGAUCUGGACUCGGAAGACACCUGCACUGAGGUCUACAAUCUGCUGAAGAACAAUUAUGUCGAGGAUGAUGAGAACAUGUUUAGGUUCAACUACUCGAAGGAGUUUCUUAGGUGGGCUUUGCACCCUCCUGGUUACUACAAGAGCUGGCAUAUCGGGGUUCGUGCAAAGACUAAUAAGAAGCUGGUUGCUUUCAUUACUGGUGUUCCUGCUAGAAUCCGGGUCCGUGAUGCAAUCGUGAAAAUGGCUGAGAUUAAUUUCUUAUGUGUGCAUAAGAAGCUGAGGUCGAAGAGACUUGCACCAGUUAUGAUCAAGGAGGUCACGAGGAGGGUGCAUUUGGAGAACAUAUGGCAAGCAGCUUACACCGCUGGAGUUGUUCUUCCAACUCCGAUUACAACUUGCCAGUACUGGCAUAGGUCUUUGAACCCAAAGAAGCUUAUUGAUGUUGGGUUUUCAAGGCUUGGUGCGAGGAUGACUAUGAGCCGAACCAUAAAACUUUACAAGCUGCCAGAUUCACCCGCUACUCCUGGAUUCAGAAAAAUGGAACUUCGUGAUGUUCCUGCUGUUACUCGGCUGCUAAGGAACUACUUGAGCCAGUUUGUGGUCGCACCAGAUUUCGAUGAAAACGACGUCGAGCAUUGGCUUCUUCCAGAGGAGAAUGUGGUGGACAGUUACUUGGUUGAGAGCCCAGAGAAUCAUGACAUCACUGACUUCUGCAGCUUCUACACUCUUCCUUCGUCAAUCCUCGGCAAUCAGACGUACUCAAUCUUGAAGGCUGCAUACUCCUAUUAUAACGUCUCCACAAAGACUCCAUUGCUUCAGCUGAUGAAUGAUGCACUCAUUGUCGCAAAACAGAAGGAUUUCGAUGUUUUCAAUGCAUUGGAUGUCAUGCAGAAUGAGUCGUUUUUGAAGGAGCUGAAAUUUGGACCUGGCGAUGGGCAACUUCACUACUAUCUCUACAACUACCGGAUGAGGAACGCAUUGAAACCCUCGGAGCUUGGACUUGUACUCUUAUAAUUUUCCGGUCUUGGUUUUGCACUUCGGACUUGACAAAUCAUUUCUGUUUCUUUUUUCGGUUCCUUUUUCGUGGCUAGCUGUUGUUUUCAUUUGCCCUUGCUCCUUUGGAUUAUCAUCAAAGAAUAUGAGAUUUUGCAAUGCAUUUUUUUUUUCACCUGCAAUGCUUAGGGUUUAGGUGUUUGCAAUUGAAAUGGUUAUUUUGGAGCAAAAGUUGAGCUUGAA